Molecule: messenger RNA, 252 nt
Organism: Tilletiopsis washingtonensis
Lineage: Eukaryota; Fungi; Basidiomycota; Exobasidiomycetes; Entylomatales
Product: cytochrome c oxidase subunit VIb
Exons: 7
Coding region: 1-252 (83 amino acids)
Cellular component (GO): mitochondrion; respiratory chain complex IV
Source: RefSeq, a predicted model, not a curated record
AUGUCCGACGAGGGCCGCACCUUCACGCUGCAGACUGCGUCCUUCGACGCCCGCUUCCCCAACCAGAACCAAACGAAGCACUGCUGGCAGAACUACGUCGACUACUUCAAGUGCGUCAACGCCAAGGGCGAGGACUUUGCGCCGUGCAAGCAGUUCUUCCGCGCCUACCACUCGCUCUGCCCCAACGAAUGGAUCGCCAAGUGGGACGAGCAGCGCGACGAGGGCCGGUUCCCGCACUCGCUUGACCCCUGA